Molecule: messenger RNA, 3171 nt
Organism: Debaryomyces hansenii CBS767
Lineage: Eukaryota; Fungi; Ascomycota; Pichiomycetes; Serinales; Debaryomycetaceae
Product: CORVET complex subunit
Exons: 1
Coding region: 1-3171 (1056 amino acids)
Biological process (GO): endosomal vesicle fusion; autophagy; vesicle-mediated transport
Cellular component (GO): fungal-type vacuole membrane; cytoplasm
Source: RefSeq, a predicted model, not a curated record
AUGGCAAAUGACUACAUCCAAUUAGAUGGAAUCAAUUGCCAUCCAUCGACACAUAAGUUUCGAGCACUCGUUACAGAUCUUGCAUCUGUUGUGCAAAACGAAGAAGAGAUUAUUACUUAUAUUGCAUCUUAUCAAGUUAACAUAUAUGUGGGCACUUCUUUAGGACAAAUUUUGCAUUAUCAUCAUUUCGAAGAUGCUUCCGAUUAUAUUUUAAUUUCACAAUUACAAAUAUCUCAAGACAAGAAACCGGUGAAGAAGAUAUUGAUACUACCUCACAUUGAAAGGGCACUAGUUUUAUGCGGUGAAAUUGCAAGUGUAUACUCUGUCCCAGAAUUAUCCCCAUCACAUAUUGGUAAAUUGAAGAAAAUAGUUGAUUUACUGUACUUUUCAAAUCAUUCUCCCUUGAAAAAUUCUGAAAUACGACCUAGUAUCGAGAAUGAGGAAGUACUAACUUUAACAGAUGAUAAAAUUCGAGUAAUUCAAGUUAGUAAAGAACUGAUUAAAUUAAUCAAGGAUAUAAGCUAUUCUAAUGCUAUAAAAUGUGUAGCAUUUAGCUCUUUGAAUAUGCUGGAUCAUGGUUCUUUGGCUGUGGUAGCAAAUGAAAAGAAUUAUGAUAUAAUUGACUUAAAGAAGACUCGCAAAGUUCCAUUAUUUGACUAUCACCCCAAUGCAAAUGACGACAUGUAUCCUCAAAUUGUCCCUUUUUUUCCUAAUGAUGAUGAAACUGAUGAAGAGAUUUUACUUACAAUCAAGUCCGAUGAGUCUACGUCUAUGUCAAUGUUUAUUAACUCCUCUGGUGAUAUUACAAGAGGAACAUUAUUAUGGCCAAGCGGCGAACAUCCGUCUGGUGGUGUUUCAAUUGAAUGGCCAUAUGUAUUUGCUAUAUGCAAAUCGAAUAAUUUAAAAAGCAAGAUGAUCGUCGCCUCUUUGAAGUCAUUUGAAACUGAAUCUAGCUAUUACAUUCAGGAUCUCUUGAAUAUUUCGGAGGGAGAAAAAGAUUCUAGAGAAGUGGUAACAGAUUCUGCAGAAAUUACAAAUCAAGAAGCUAAUACAGUAGAACCUAUAAUGGAAACCUUACCGAAAGAAUCAAGCGCAGAUGAUGUGCCGCCACAAACAGCCUCAAAUAUUAAAGAUGAUGAUACUGAUAAGAAUUCUGAAGGCUAUAAGAUAUUGAAAGUAUAUCAAAAUAUAGAAUGCAAUGAUGACGAGCUUUCAAACUUAUUAAGUAAGACUGAUAUUAAGGAUGGUUCUAUAAUGAAUUCAAAUUCAAAAUACAAUAUUGGGAGCACAACAUUAGUAUACAAAGAAUCUAGUAUUUGGAUGAUGUAUGAAAUUAACCAGAUAAUAACUUUGACAAAGAAGAUACGUGAAAUAUCUUUAGGCACUUCUCUUAAUUUAGAAGAAAUAAAGAAUAUAUCAAAGCUGUUAGAAGCGAUUAUUCCAAAAUACACAUGUGAAUUACAUGAUUAUUCAAUUCAAUUUCUUUUCUUAUUAUACACCCUGGAAGGUAAUUAUAACCAAUGCAUGGAACUAUCAUUCCAAAAGGUAAAAGAUGGUACAAAUAAGGCUUCAGAGCUAAGCCUUGAUCCGAGGUUUGUAAUAUUUGCUAUUGAUAGCAUUCAACCUAACGACCCAUUGUUGCUGAACUUUCAAAUUUUUACAGGAUUAACUGAUAUAAGUGAACAUUUAUUUGACAGACAUGUCCAAAAUGGCCUUUUAAUUGACUAUUUGGAAAAGCUCUACACUGAAUAUCUAGUCGAUGGGGACGAUACUGACGAGGAUCUUUUGAAGUACUGUCGCAUGAAAUUAUAUCAAGAAAAGCUUACUUCGAGUAAACUCCUAAUUGAUUUUAUCAAUCACCAUGAUAAGGAGAUAUGGAAGAUUCAAAGUUUGAAUAAUGAUGACAUCUUAAAUCUUGUAAAGAACAGCAAGAAUUAUUUUGGUUUAUUACAGAUAUACCUCACAUUGGUAGACAAUUCAGAAGAACACUUUAAAGAGGAAAUUUCUAAAGAAAUAUGUGAUAUAUGUUUAAGAUUGUUAGAUGAGGAAUUAAGUGAUCCUGACGUAACCAAGCCAUUAGGUUCUGAAGUACAUUUUAAUGAUGUUUCUUUUAAUUUGCAAGAAAUAAUCUUAUCUCAGCUUAAAGAGAAUGUAAAGAAUGAUAACACCUACUCAAAAUACUUACUUGAAGUUUUGAAAUUUAAUCCUUCAGUGGGUUUAUCAUUCAUGAAGGCAAAUAAUGACACGCAAAAAGCAACUCAUAAGCGUAUUAUUGAAGAAAUGUCCGAAUCGUUUUCUAAUGAGAUCGAUUUUUCACAACUACGCUUAGAGUACAUGGAAUCUAGCUUCUUAGAAGCUUUGGAAAUUGAGUUGGAUUUAGAAGCUCUAGAUGAAUUUCUCGUUGAAUUGACCAAAGGAAUUGUUUCGAAAUUGGAAGACAGUAAUAAAUUCAAUUUUAAUAUUUUACAACAAACUUACCAGAUAGAAAAUUCAUUAAGUGAUUCAAAAUGGCCUAAAAUAAGCUGGCCAGAUUAUUUAAGAAUUAGCAUGAAACGGAGCGAGUGCCAACAAUUUAUUGAUGUUUAUUUGAAGAUCUUGGAGCUCUUAAUUAUCAGAACUCGGAAUAGGGAUUCACAGUAUACAAGCACUAUCAGCAAAUUUGAAGAGAUUAUUUCUGUCGAAAAUAUAUUCAGUUAUUUUAAACUGAUCUAUAGUAAACAGGAAGAUUCGCUUGUAGGACUACUUGAAUUUUCGGAUUACUCUAGUGCUGAGUAUGUUGCUUUGUAUGGUGAAUUUCCUUUGCCUGUGUCUGCCUGCUAUUUCAGAAAUUCGAAAUAUAUCACACUGAAUAAUAGAUCAUCAUACAAGCAUAAGAAGAACAAUCUAGUUAACAUAUUUCAGUUUUACAUUAAGAGAGAGUGUGAUGACCACCAGCACUUCCCAGCAAUACAGCAUUUUAUAUCAACUUACGGCAUUCUAUUUACAGUUGGAGAAGUGCUAGCAAUGGUACCAAUUCACUUUCCAAUUAUUUAUUUGCAAGAUUACUUGAGAAACGUGAUAAUUAACAUAGAUGCUGAUCAUAGAGAUACAGGUUUAAAAAAGAUCUUGAGCAAGGUCGAUGCUAAGUUUACAAAAGAUCUUUGUAAUGAUCUAACACCUGAGGAGCAAUAA